This is a messenger RNA of Brachypodium distachyon (stiff brome), 975 nucleotides long. Its product is annotated as putative protein phosphatase 2C 23. Bases 1 to 975 code for a protein of 324 amino acids. The record is from RefSeq and is a predicted model, not a curated record. NCBI's taxonomy places the organism in Eukaryota, Viridiplantae, Streptophyta, Magnoliopsida, Poales, Poaceae. The transcript has a single exon.
AUGGAGACGUUGGAGCCGAUCCAACAAACCCUGCGCGAGAUCGACAAACGAGUCCCCUACUCCCUCCGCGCCGCUUUCGGCCUCGCCCACAGACCCGUCGCGCUCCCCUCCGACGACGGCGACAUCGCCAGCUUCGUCGCAUCCUUCUUCCAGCCGCAGGACGACGGCCCCGGCCCGGCAGAAACACGCGGCAAUGACGAGGAGGAGGAGCCCCGGGCGCGGGCGGGUCUCCGGAUGGACUGGGCGUGCUACGCGCGCGACCACGACGAGGACGCGCACUUCGGGCACGGCGAGGCCGGCGUGGUCGGCGUGGCGGACGGCGUGGGCGGGUACCGCAAGCGCGGCGUGGACGCGGGGGCCUUCUCCCGCGGGCUCAUGACCGCCGCCUUCGCCGAGGUCUGCGCCGCCGAGCCCGGCACGCCCGUGUGCCCGCACACGCUGCUGGAGCGCGCCUACGAGGACACGGCCGCGUCUGGCGCGCCGGGUGGGUCCACGGCGGUCAUCCUCUCGCUCGCCCCCGGCGGCACGGACAACACCCUCAGGUGGGCCUUCAUCGGCGACAGCGCCUUCGCCGUCUUCCGCGGCGGCAGGAUCGUGCACCGCUCGAGGCGGCAGCAGAAGCGCUUCAACCACCCGCUCCAGCUCAGCGCCCGCGAGGGCGGCGUCGCCAAGGCGGACGUAGGGGAGAUGGCCGUGAGGGAAGGGGACGUGGUGGUGGUCGGCACGGACGGGCUGUUUGAUAAUGUGUUCGACGGGGAGAUUGGGGUGGUGGUGCGGAUGGGCACGGCGCUGGGGUUCUCGCCCAAGAACAUGGCGGACGUCGUCGCCGGCGUCGCCUACGAGAUGUCCAGGAGCAACGAGAGGGACUCGCCGUACAGCAUCGACAGCCGGAAGCAUCGAGGGGACCGGCGCCACGGGGGGAAGCCGGAUGAUAUCACUGUUGUCGUCGCCUUCAUUGUCUCAGCCUAUUCCUGA